AUGCCAUCGCUCCUGAAAAAGUAUCGUAAGAAGCGAGAUAGCACACGAUCUGACGAUGGUUCAGAUAGAGCUAGCUUUGGCAAGUCGCCGACGCGGAAAGUGUCUACCUCGUCCUCACUAGAAUCAGCGUCCGCAGUGGCCUCGACGCUCGACUACGACGGCACCCCAAGAUCGACCGGCGGAAACGCAGGAAAUACCCCUAACUCUACCAAACGUGCAAAUGGACUAGGUUUACAACUAAAUGGCGGCAUGAUUCCGUCUCCUGGUGUAGGUGGUUCAAUUGGUGGUCCCUCCGGUGCUUUCAACCAGCAGCUUGGAGAGCCUGCUCAAACUCUAGCCGGGUACUCUAUGGCUCAACAAAAUGAAGCAAAGUAUGGCCCUACUCAGAAUCCGCACCAUUUGGAUAGUCCGUUUGUCGCGCGCGACGAGGUUCAUUCCGGUCAGCCAGAGACCCAGCGUCACCAUGUCCCCAGCAUUUCUCAGGGCCCACGGCAACCUGAGCAAGGAGCACUAGGCAAAGCACAAGAUGGGCAGCAACAGCAACAGCAACAGCUGCGUGAUCUAGAUCAACUGCGUGAGCACGAUAGAUCUUUCCAGGAACGUUAUAAGCAGUCAAUCUCCUCGCCGCCUUCUCAGAGCCCAGCCCAUUUUUUCAAUCUUCCGACUAGCGAGAACCCGUGGGCGGAAUGGCAAAUUCGUCGCGCAUGCCCGUCUCCUCGAUUCGGCCACUCGGCCAAUUACAUUGCUGCUCGCGACGGCGAGCUCUUCAUCAUGGGUGGCAUUCGCGAUAUGGAUAUCCUCAAUGAUCUGUGGGUUAUUGAUACACACAUGUUGACUGGAUACCAAUUGCGUACCGAAGGUGCAGAUGUAAGUGCUCGUGUUGGCCAUGCUGGUUUAACCCUUGGCAACGCGUACAUUUUGUUCGGCGGUGACACCAAGAUUCAAGAAACUGACCCUCUUGACAAUAACCUAUAUUUGCUCAACACAACAACUUUGCGAUGGACCAUUGCCGAGCCCAAGGGACCUCGUCCCACCGGCCGUUAUGGUCACUCUUUGGUGAGUGUGGGUGUCAAGCUGUUCGUGUUUGGCGGUCAGGUCGAUGAUAUGUUUUACAGCGAUAUGUGGAUGUUUGAUCUGACCCAGCUUCGAUCGCCAGCCUGCCAUUGGGAGAAAAUUGAGCCCCUUACACCACCACCACCUCCCCGAACCAACCACACCGUUGUAACAUACCAAGAUAAGAUUUACUUGUUUGGUGGCGCUAACCGUGACUUGUGGUACUCGGAUACAUGGUGUUAUGACCCUGCACUUAACGAAUGGACUCAAUUAGAUUGUACCGGCUACGUUCCUGCGCCCUGUCAAGGCCACGCUGCGACUAUCAUCGGAGAUACCAUGUAUGUAUUUGGUGGUAUGUCCUCUCAAGGCAACCUGAUUGAUCAACUUUUUGCUCUCCAACUUACGACCCAUAAAUGGUAUACAUUCCAAAAUUUGGGACCCGGUCCCUGUCCUCGAUCAGGCCACUCUUUGACUGCGUUUGACGGGGACAAGAUUUUAGUAUGGGGUGGCACCGAUCAGAGUAGUGCUGCUUAUGUUCUAGAUGUCAGUCGGAUCAAUUAUCCUGACGAAACUGCUGAGACAGAUACCUCUGUUUUAAAUAGCAGUGGUAGUGCUGCUUCUCAGCCCGAAACUAGAGAGACACUGCACCCGGCGGCAGACACUAGCCUGAGUACAGGCGACGCAGUUGAAGCUGACACAAGCGCAGCACAGGGCACACAGCUCACUCGUGAGACCUCGGCAAGAUCUACGCCUGCUGCACGGAAAUCCAUCCUCUUGAAACGUCAAUCUUGGCAGCCUCCUCAAUCACAGGUUGGUGGAAUGCCUGGCCAAGCCCCAGCACCUGCAAUGUCCGUGGCAGAGUCUGAUGAGUUCGAGUCGGCGACUGAUUUACCGGCCACUUUGAACUCUAGAGGUUCUGCUACAAUUGGUCUGCCAUCUGAGGGCUCAAUUGCUCCUCUGUCUCACUCUAGCCGGGGUGACCCAGCUGUUGUUCCUGUUACCACCGCCGGUAUGCUCGCAGAAGCAGAAGCCGCUGCAGAAGCGGAAGCUGCAGCACAAGCAGAGUCCACGAAGGAUCGUACGGUACCGCGCGAGUUGCAGCCAGGUUCACCUUCUCAGGAAAUGUCUCUUCGUGAGCCGGAAGCAUCUGAUUCCAAACUGGCUGCUCGGGGGCUCGAAUCUUCACCUAUACAAGUAGCUGAUGAUCUGGAGCAGAUGGCGAGUUCUCCUGUUGCAAAAGAUGGUGAGCCUGAGCAGGUUACGUCUCCUCGCGAGGUUGAGAUUAGAGAGGCUGCGGAUCUCGAGAAUAUCACCGCUGAUAUACCCGGUGCCCUACCUCGUUCUGAGGGACAUCACAAUCUAGCUGAAGCGUCUGAGAUUGGUUCCGGUACCCCUGACACCCUUUGGAGGGCUACAUCAUCUUCGUCAGGGGAUACCGAACUCGGCCGAGGUGACAAAGAAAGUGAUUAUGAGAAGCCAGUCCAUGCGCGCUCUUUGAAAGAUGGUAAUGCAGAGUCUCCUGACGUGCUUUUUUCUAAAGCUUCGAUUGUUACUGGUGUAGCAUCUACCAAUCAAGCAGCGCCUGAAGAGGCAUCUGUACCUGAAACAGCGACUCAAGCAGAUGCUGCCGCUGCUACACAAUCUGCAACACCUGUAAGCAAAGAUGCAUUAUUUGAAGCGGUAUCUCCUAAUGAAGGGACCGGCACUGAGGGAAUUACUGAAAAAACUGAAGCUGAAACAGUGCCUACUUCUGAAGAAGCCGCUGGUGUAGCACCUGUGACUUCGGAAACAGGAGAUGAACCAGGCAAUUCCCUAGAGAACAAGGCGAUCUCUAAUGAUAUCUCUGAUCUUUCCAACCCUACUCAGACACCUGAGAAUACUGUAGUACAGCCAGUUGGUGCCGCAGUGGUGAAUGCCAAUGCACACGGCACAAGUGAUACAGUGGAAAAGGAAAUGGUUGAGCCAGACCAAGAAGCCAAUUCAGCUGCUAUUUGCGAUGAUAUUAUACCAGCGCGCAAAUCCAUUGAACCCAGCGAGUUUGACCACUUGAGACAACAAAUGGCCGAGCAAAGAAAGCUGCAAGGUUCAAGCACUAUUGGUGAACGACAAAAUCUUGCCAACAUACGCCGUGAGUUACUUGAUCACCAGGAGGCUUUUGGAAAACUUCAAUCUGAACGCACCGCACUUCAGAAGCAGUACGAAGCACUUUAUCAGUCGACUGCUGAGCAGAUGGCUGUUGUGAGUGCUGCAAAUGAUUCAGCAGCGCUUCACCGUAAACAAGCUGAAGAAGCCGUGAAGCGGGCAGAAGGUCUAGCCGCGGAGAACGAAGAGCUCAAGAAGCGAUUGGCUGCUCUCGAGAGUGCCAGCACAGAGCGCGACGUUGAGACCAAGCAGCUAGACUACCACUCCAAGAUUGAUGAACUGUUCUCCAAGUGGAGUGUUUUCCCGGCCGUGGGUGGUGCAGUUGCGGGAGCAGCUACCGGUGCAGCAUUGGCUGGUACGGGCGAGCCUAAACGUUCUAUUGAAAGCGGCGGAUCAUCCGAUCACUAUCGGGAUCUCUACGAAUCUCAAAAGAAGGUUAUCGAGGAGACACAGGAGGAUCUCAAUGAGGCAUACAAUGAUAUUUCCGAACUACAGGAGGAGUUGAAGCAGGUACAGCUUGAAUUAGAGACGGCAAAAGGCCGGGCCAAGUCGGUCGACGACAUCUCCGCCAAGCACAAGGAAGCAGAGUCUGAGCUUGUUACGUUGCGGGCAUUCAAGGAGCAAAGCAGCCAGGACAUGACUGGGUUGCAGAGUCAGCUGGAUGCCGCCAAAACUCGUUGCAAUGAACUGGAAGCAGAGUAUAACAAGUCUGUCGAGUACUUGCAGAACCAGCAGAGCGCGUUGUCAAAGACUCGGGCCGAGCUUUCACGAAUUAAAGAAGCUAAUGCCACUCUGCAAGAUGAGUUGAACGAGGCACGGCUGCUUGCUGGGCCUUCUUCGGAGGCAAACCAAGACCCUGACAUCAGUACACAGUCUGUUGGUAGUCUAAACUACCGCCAAGCUGAGCUUCUUAUCAAAGACCUCAAGACCCAAUUGAUCAUUGCUGAGGAGGACCGGGACGAGCUUCGCGAGCAGGUUCAUAAGAUGAAAAAGGCAGCUCUAGCCGACCGUGUUUAA
Messenger RNA from Wickerhamiella sorbophila, 4212 nucleotides. Its product is annotated as Kelch repeat-containing protein 2. Gene Ontology annotation, biological process: regulation of cell shape. Bases 1 to 4212 code for a protein of 1403 amino acids. Gene Ontology annotation, molecular function: protein binding. The record is from RefSeq and is a predicted model, not a curated record. NCBI's taxonomy places the organism in Eukaryota, Fungi, Ascomycota, Dipodascomycetes, Dipodascales, Trichomonascaceae. The transcript has a single exon.